Messenger RNA from Apodemus sylvaticus (European woodmouse), 2173 nucleotides. It is a transcript of the gene Pawr, whose product is annotated as pro-apoptotic WT1 regulator. The transcript is spliced from 6 exons. Gene Ontology annotation, biological process: positive regulation of apoptotic process; apoptotic process. Lineage: Eukaryota; Metazoa; Chordata; Mammalia; Rodentia; Muridae. The coding region runs from base 80 to 1081 and encodes 333 amino acids. The record is from RefSeq and is a predicted model, not a curated record. Gene Ontology annotation, cellular component: cytoplasm.
GUUCCCGCUCCCCGGGCAGGCGGCGGCGGGAGUCGGGAGUCGCGGCGUAAGGGGCGCCCCCGCCGGCCCCUCUGGGAACAUGGCGACCGGCGGCUACCGGAGCAGCGGCAGCACCACGGACUUCCUGGAGGAGUGGAAGGCGAAGCGCGAGAAGAUGCGCGCCAAGCAGAACCCCGCGGGCCCGGGUUCGAGCGUCGGGGAUCCAGCCGCCAAGUCCCCCGCAGGAUCACUGGCCCCGAACACGGCCGCGGGGACCUCGGAGCUCAACCACGGCCUCGCGGGCGCGGCCGCACCUGCCGCCCCCGGGCCCGGCGCCCUGAACUGCGCUCACGGCUCGGCCGCGCUGCCCCGCGCGGCUCCCGGCUCCCGGCGGGCGGAGGACGAGUGCCCCAGCGCCGCUGCGGCCGCGGGAGCGCCCACGUCCCGGGGCGACGAGGAGGAGCCGGAUAGCGCCCCGGAGAAGGGCCGCAGCUCGGGGCCCAGCGCCAGGAAAGGCAAGGGGCAGAUCGAGAAGAGGAAGCUGCGGGAGAAGCGCCGCUCCACCGGCGUGGUCAACAUUCCCGCGGCGGAGUGCUUAGAUGAAUACGAGGAUGAUGAGGCGGGUCAGAAGGAGCGGAAGCGAGAGGAUGCUCUCACACAGCACAACACCAUCCAGAACGAAGCUGCGACCCUCCCGGACCCAGGCACGUCCUACCUGUCCCAGGACCCGUCGAGAACAGUUCCAGGCAGAUACAAAAGCACAAGCAGUGCCCCAGAAGAUGAAAUCUCUAAUAGAUACCCCCGAGCUGACAGAAGCGCUUUCAGUAGACACAACAGAGAUGCAAACGCGCCGCCGGCCAACUCCGCCUCAAGCAGCACCUUGGAAAAGAGAAUCGAAGAUCUUGAAAAGGAAGUCGUAAGAGAAAGGCAAGAAAACCUUCGACUUGUGAGGCUGAUGCAAGAUAAAGAAGAAAUGAUUGGAAAACUCAAGGAAGAGAUUGAUUUGUUAAAUAGAGACCUAGAUGACAUGGAAGAUGAAAACGAGCAACUAAAGCAGGAAAAUAAAACUCUUUUGAAGGUAGUUGGGCAGCUGACAAGGUAGAAGACUCAAGGCUUCAGCGUGGAAAGCCUGCUUUUAAACUACUGAUGAAUGUCAUGGCUGAGGCUAACCUGAGGCUCCUGUGAUUCAGUACAUUGACAGAGAACUGUAUAUUUAUUUCUAGAAAUCACGUGGAUUUUUUUUUCAAGAUUCACUCUUUUUCAUUGCUAGUUUUUAAAAAGUAUAAACCCUGUUUUUAAAAACCCUGUAUUUCACAUAGAAGUAACAUUUUUAGUCAUUAAAAUGAUAGGUAAUGCCUCUUGGUUUGGUGUGAUACUCAGAUAAUAUAUGGUUCAAAGUAACGGCCAUUUGCAUAAUUUUAUCUAUGCUAGCACAUAUUCUCCCUAAAGGAAUAUGCGUAGUCUUUGUUUACAUGAAUACAGAUACUUGGGGGAGUUGCCUAGAGAUGCCUUAUUUAGUAAUACGUGCAGCCUUGUGUGUUAACACUUCCACAUGCACACUCAUUCGCUGUGCCACUUCCUUCCACAUGCUGUAAUGAUUUCCAGUAGUAAUAGACGCACUAUAGCAGUAUAUAGUACUGCUAUUUGUAUAGCAGUAAUCAUUCAAAGGAAAGCUACUUUACAGAGUUAUGUUCUAGUUGGCUAAAUAUAAACUUAAGAGAAUACUUGAACUGUGUUAUAUAGUAAGUGAAAAAUUACUAUUUUGUGUUUUGAAUUUUGAAAAAAAAUUUUCAAUAACUUCUGAAAAAGCAGUUUGUGUAUAGUUUAUGUAGGUACUAUUGUUUCUUUUUUUUUUUAUUGCUCUAGGGUUUACUAGUAAAUAAUGGGAUAUUUAAAAAGUCGUUUAUUCUUCAGGCCUCAAGUUGUGUAUAAUUUCAGUGUUGAAGAAGAAAAUUGAUGCUGUUAAUAGCAUGUGCUUCAAAAUCAGAAACAAAAUAUUUUUCCACGCUAAAAAUAUGUACAUAUAUGUCAACAUAUGUAAGCAGAGAUAACAGGAUAAUCUCAGCUGAUUCCUGAGUUGGAGACUCCCUGGGACGCCUUUUUCUCAAGAGAGAAUAGUCCCAUAAUCCAAACGCUGAAGAUUUUAAAGCAACCAUAUUUGAAAAUUUAUAAAAUAAAGUUGUCUUCUAUUAAA